This is a messenger RNA of Notechis scutatus (mainland tiger snake), 3832 nucleotides long. RefSeq names its product parvin alpha (gene PARVA). Gene Ontology annotation, biological process: actin cytoskeleton organization; substrate adhesion-dependent cell spreading; establishment or maintenance of cell polarity regulating cell shape. Gene Ontology annotation, molecular function: actin binding. NCBI's taxonomy places the organism in Eukaryota, Metazoa, Chordata, Lepidosauria, Squamata, Elapidae. Gene Ontology annotation, cellular component: focal adhesion; actin cytoskeleton; cytoplasm. The record is from RefSeq and is a predicted model, not a curated record.
CUACUUUUUGAAACUGUCCCGGCCAAUGAUGCAGGGACGAGCCCGCUGGUGACUGAGUCGAGCCGAAGCCUCUCCGCUUUCGUUUCCCAACCAGGCUCGGGCGCCGUUUGGUAGGAGCCACCGCCAUGGCAACCUCUCCUCAGAAAUCGCCUUCUUCCCCCAAGUCUCCGACCCCCAAGUCGCCCCCUUCCCGGAAGAAAGACGACUCCUUCCUCGGAAAGCUCGGAGGCACCUUAGCCAGGAGGAAAAAAGCUAAAGAAGUAUCUGAACUACAGGAAGAAGGAAUAAAUGCCAUAAAUUUACCACUCAGUCCAAUUCCUUUUGAAUUAGAUCCUGAAGAUACUAUGUUAGAGGAAAAUGAAGUUCGAACAAUGAUUGAUCCCAAUUCAAGAAGUGACCCAAAACUACAGGAGCUAAUGAAGGUAUUAAUAGACUGGAUUAACGAUGUAUUAGUAGGAGAAAGAAUAAUAGUAAAAGAUCUGGCUGAAGACAUGUAUGAUGGACAAGUACUGCAAAAACUCUUUGAGAAGCUUGAGAGUGAGAAACUCAAUGUGGCUGAAGUCACACAGUCUGAAAUAGCUCAGAAACAGAAGCUACAGACAGUCCUUGAAAAGAUCAAUGAAACCCUUAAGCUUCCUCCAAGGAACAUCAAAUGGAAUGUGGACUCUGUCCAUGCAAAAAGCCUGGUUGCAAUACUGCAUCUUUUGGUUGCAUUGUCGCAGUAUUUUCGGGCCCCCAUCAGGUUGCCAGAUCAUGUGUCUAUUCAAGUUGUGGUUGUCCAGAAACGAGAAGGAAUCCUCCAGUCCCGACAGAUCCAAGAGGAAAUAACUGGCAAUACUGAGGCAAUGUCAGGACGGCAUGAACGAGAUGCAUUUGACACAUUGUUUGAUCAUGCUCCAGAUAAACUCAAUGUUGUGAAAAAGACUCUCAUUACUUUUGUGAAUAAGCACCUCAAUAAGCUGAAUCUGGAAGUUACAGAACUAGAAACCCAGUUUGCAGAUGGUGUAUACCUGGUGCUGCUGAUGGGUCUUCUUGAAGGUUAUUUUGUGCCUCUUCACAGCUUUUUCCUAACUCCUGACAGUUUUGAACAAAAGGUACUCAAUGUCUCAUUUGCAUUUGAGUUAAUGCAAGAUGGAGGGCUGGAAAAACCAAAGCCAAGGCCAGAAGACAUUGUCAACUGUGACUUAAAGUCAACGCUGAGAGUGCUCUACAAUCUGUUCACCAAAUACAGAAACUUGGAAUGAAGAAAAGCACAUCAGGAAGCCAUGGGUGGCAAAAUUGGAACCAAACAAACCAACCAAAAAGCUCUCCUUUCUUUGCAGUCAUUCUCAAUUUACACUACACUUUUUGAAAAGAGAGGGCACUGUUUCUUGGAAUGUUCUUUGUUGUUAAAUGUAAAUAUUAGAACAGUUUGAAUUCAGAAAUAUUAGAAAGUGAAAUCUGCUGGAAGGUAAUAGGUUUGAUUGGCAAAAAGCAGGUUGCUAUAUGAAUUAACUCUUGGUUUUAACUGUCUUUUAAUUUCUUAGAGAAUAAGCACCAGGCACAAAUCCUGAUCCACAACCAAGCUAAGCUAAAUUACUGCCAAACAGAAACAGGAAUCUGCUCCAAUGAGCUAUUUGAAGAAAACGACAUUCACGCUGUUUUUAUAUAUCUGUGGAGGGUCUGCUUCAUUUGCCCAAGCUUCUCUAGUGCUUCUCCCUUUCGUCACAGGGUUCCUCCCUGCUCCACAAAGGACAUAAUUAGAAACCCAGACUCUGACUGCAUUGGGCUUUUUCAUCAGUACUGGAGCUAAAACAGUUCUAGUCUAUACUAUUUUUCCCUAUACUAUUAUGACCAAUAGGAACAAUGCCCCCCUUCUUAGCAGCACCCAAAAACUUUUAGCAUUCAUGCCACAAAUUGCAUGGUCCAUGGAAUGAUAUAAGUUGAAAUUUGUCAGUUUAAUUAAUUUACGGAUUCUAUUGUAUAUUCUCUCUGUGUGUGUGUGUGUGUGUGUGUCUCUUUCUCUCUCUCUCGCCCCUCUACUUGUUGAAUGUUUAUUUGGGGCAAAUGAUUCAUUUUAUUUAUGAUUCAAGGACAUGAGGGAAAGGAGGGAAGGGAAAGAAGACACACACAGAGAGAGAAAGACCAUGUAUAGUUUGAUGAUACAAAUAAAACAACUUGUGUCACUAUAAGGGGCCAACUUUUUGUUCCCAUUAUAUACAUUCCACAUAUUUUUUCAUUCCUAUUAAGUCUGCAUGAAUAUAUGCAACUGGGCACUUAAAAUAACAUACAGUAUAGUAUCUUUGGUGGUGAAAUAGUCUUGUUUACUUGCAAAGACUGAGGUACGAAAUAUGUACAGACUUUUAAAGUGUGGAAAAUAUACAGCAAGAAAGUGCUAUAAACGUUGGAAAUAUAACUGGGGUUAGUUCUGCCAGGGUACUGAAAGAAAAUAAAAAUAAGCUUUGUUUACUUAAUGAAGAUGAAAAGGAAAGAAUAUAAUUGAUAAUAGUAAGAUAGAAGGUUUAAAGAAAUGCAAAAUAAAUGUUUAACUUGUUUUCUGAAUACCUCAGAUGAAUGAGAAAUUCUAAACAUUUACAGAAAACCAGACAAUGCUAUACUGUUGGUUUUGAGCAACAGAAUUAGCUUGUAUACAGAUAAAGUAUAAAUUUUUAGUAUAAUAUAUUUUUAUUCAACUUGAUUUACACUUAUUUUGUACUGAAAAUUUAGAGCAGUUUAAAAAUGUAUGGAAAAUGAUAAACUUAAAUGUAAAAUAAUAAUCUCUACAUAUUUUAUAAAGUUAGAUUCUGAUUUUAAAUAGAUCUUUCAUUUAGGGUCUUUAGUUAAUGUCUUUACACAUUAACUUUGUUUUUGUAGUUCAAAGAAAAUUGUUUACAUGAUAUACGGUCAUGCCUUUUGCCUUCUAGAAGCUGACACAGUGCUAUAAGUUAUUCAGUGGCCCGGAUCCAAUUUCAUCCAAAACUUCACUUGUAGUAAAUUUGCCAUGAGGUAUUUUAUAUGGGUUUAUAUAUUGCUCAAAUUAAUAUAAGAAUUGUCUUUGAGGAGUUAUAUGCCCUAGUAAAACCUUUGUUCAUAUAUAUUCGAAUGUGAUUUGUUACAUGUCAUUUUUCCUUGUAUGAGGGUUGUGAUAUAGAUGAUAUAUAAAAUAUAUCCACAUUAUUUUAUAUGUUCAAAGGGACUAGUUCUCUGUGAAUUCUUGAUCUUUGAACUUUGCCCAUUGUCAAGAGGCAGGAUUUUAUGUUUAAGGUUCAGAGAUCUUGAGUAGGCCAUAGCUCAGAAAGUGACCAUUCUCUAAAAUUCUUUUGGAUUAUUGGAUUCCGGAUUUAUGUUCUGUUUGGUUUAACCUCCUUGAACAGCAACAUAUUUCGCCAUGUGCAGAAGCUGCAGGGAAAAGCUAGAUGCUGACUGCUUGCAUUGCAAAAUCAAAAUUAAUACUAUGAAGGGGAAAAGGUUGGAAUAGUUGCUGAUUGCCAAGAAAAGCAACAAUUCCUCAUCAAGUCAUUAUUUAUGCUAAGUAAGGAAGAGGGGGAAGUUGCAUCAUGCCAACCAUUUAUGAUCCCAUUUUUUAAGAGAAAAAAGCACAACACUGACAAACUUGAACGCUUGUGGCCAAUCUAGCCAAUUUACACAAAAUGCCAACAAGUAAUUUUAAAAAAUUUUCUCUUUAUAGGAUAACAUAUCCAAUGUAAAGAUGAAACAAUAAGCAUCCCUUGUUGUUACUGGGUAAAACUUAACUGUUUCGUUUUAUAAAUAAGAUUUGUGUUUUAUCCACUAAAGGGACAAAUUCUUGAAAAAUAUAUAAUUAGUCAAACAAAAAGUAAAGCAAGCAAAAUUG